AUGGGGAAGGGAAAUAAUAUGAUCCCUAAUGGCCAUUUCCAUAAGGAUUGGCAACGUUUUGUGAAGACAUGGUUUAAUCAGCCGGCUAGACGUCAUCGUAGAAAACAGAACAGGAUUAAGAAGGCCAAAGCCGUUGCUCCACGUCCUGCUGCUGGACCUUUGAGACCCGUUGUCCGUUGUCCCACUAUUCGCUAUCAUACAAAAGUGCGAGCGGGUCGUGGAUUUACUCUUCGCGAAAUCAGAGCGGCUGGCCUUAACCCUGCUUUUGCUAGAACCAUUGGUAUUGCAGUGGAUCCUCGCAGGCGUAACAAAUCUGUUGAGUCUCUGCAGGUUAAUGUUCAGAGGUUAAAGGAGUACCGUGCACGACUGAUCCUGUUCCCUAAGGGCAAGAAGGUAUUGAAGGGAGAAGCAAAUGAAGAAGAACGCAAAUUGGCCACUCAGCUCCGAGGACCAUUGAUGCCUGUACAGCAGCCAGCUCCUAAAUCUAUUGCUCGUGCUAUCACUGAGGAAGAGAAGGACUUCAAGGCUUACCAAUACCUAAGAGGGGCACGGUCAAUUGCUAAAUUAGUUGGUAUUCGUGCCAAGCGUUUGAAGGAUGCUGCAGAAAACCCUGACGACGUCACUAAGGCGCCUACUGCAGUGAAAGAAACAAAACCUAAAAAGUGA
Molecule: messenger RNA, 666 nt
Organism: Spodoptera littoralis (African cotton leafworm)
Lineage: Eukaryota; Metazoa; Arthropoda; Insecta; Lepidoptera; Noctuidae
Source: the annotation of a GenBank genome assembly